Messenger RNA from Lingula anatina, 856 nucleotides. RefSeq names its product sushi, von Willebrand factor type A, EGF and pentraxin domain-containing protein 1-like. The record is from RefSeq and is a predicted model, not a curated record. NCBI's taxonomy places the organism in Eukaryota, Metazoa, Brachiopoda, Lingulata, Lingulida, Lingulidae.
AUGAAGUUAGCCGCGCUGGUGCUGCUGGUUGCUGUUGGAAUCGCCUUCAAUGAGCUGGGCUCUGAGGCUCUCACACCUCACCAAGUUAUUCAAGCUCUGAUGGGCGGUGCUUCUCCUUACUGGAAUGUGGUGUUUGCUUUGGACAGCAGCGACAGCAUAAGCAGCUCUGAAUGGUCUUGCUCCAAGUCAUCGACCAGGAAUAUCCUUGCAAUUAUCAACAACACCCCUACUCCGAAUAGCAUAGCCCCUGGAAAACAUAGGAUCGCUCUGGUACGUUUCUCUACCAGGGCAAGGCUCAUCUUUCCUCUGGGUUACCAUGAAAACUACCCUGCCAAUGAUGCGGCUAUUGAUGAUGUGCCGAAAGAAGGUGGUCUGACGAAUAUAUACCAUGCCUUGUGGCAUUGUAACAUUCAACUUGGUUACAUCUCUGGCAAUCGCCUAGUCUGGAUAAUGACUGAUGGAUACUAUACUUAUGGGGAUGACCCAAGACCCUUGGCCACGCUUAUGAAGAAGAAAGGAAUUAUCAUAUGUAUCGUUGCUAUUGGUGACAAUGUUGACUGGAGUGUAAUCAACGCCAUGGCCUCGUGGGUGUACAUUCCGAACAUCGGUCGCACUGUGCAAUGCGUUAUGAGGUACCAAACCUGUACGGCCUAUUUACUUGCCUCGUAUCCUUUGCUGAUACGGGUACCAUAGCCGGGACUUCCCACCGCCCAGCCUGUUACCUAAAUCUGUAGACAGGAGUAAAGUUGCAAAUUUGGUAGCUUAUUUCUGAUCACUCUCUAUGGCAACUGACGUAUCGCAUGCUGUGGAUAUAUUUCGACUUACUUCUCCGUUGAACUCUUGAAUUCACAGACAA